Molecule: messenger RNA, 7186 nt
Organism: Amphiprion ocellaris (clown anemonefish)
Lineage: Eukaryota; Metazoa; Chordata; Actinopteri; Pomacentridae
Product: AP2-associated protein kinase 1-like
Exons: 20
Coding region: 896-3622 (908 amino acids)
Biological process (GO): protein phosphorylation
Molecular function (GO): protein kinase activity; ATP binding
Source: RefSeq, a predicted model, not a curated record
CUAGCGCGCGUCAACAGCAACAGCUAGGAUGUUGCGAUAUCGCUGGCAGCCAAAGAUUGCUGUGGUUGCAGAGAUUAGACCGCUGGGUUGAAACCUCUGCCUAAUGUUUUGGUGGAUGUCAAAUUGUGCGGUACACAUAUUAGCAGCUACGGUUACAAUACACGGAGUCUUUUUUAGCCUCCCUUUUCGAGCCGACGCUUGUUUGUGUUGAUGAGAGGCUGCGUCGCGCUAGUGCGUUAGCUAACUGAAAUCAUAGUUUUGACUGGAAAUGGGUGCAAUUAAAUAGCUAGACGCGCAGCUAAGCUAUGUGGCAGCAAACGGUCGCUUCACUUCACUGAGGAUGGAAAGAUUUUUUCGGGCAACGCUAUCGCACGAGUUACACGUCGGAUACAUCGCACUCGAAGACGUUAUCUUCAGAGGAUAACCUGGAUAACCUUAACGUACACGAAAUGUCAUAGCGCGUAAGUAGCUAGCACUGAGCUAGCUGGGUAAUGGCUGGACGAGAUGGAGAAGGACCUAAUGUUUUCAUCGUCAGCAGCCUACCAUGAACAGCUGGAUGGAUAGCUAAAGAAAUACUUUCUCCGGAGAUGCUUUAGCCUCCUGGGUGGUGUAAUUCACUUACAUAACAGCUAGUCGCAACCGCUCUCGCUAUCACCAACUGGCGUGUGUUGGCAGGCAAAUGGGAAAUUUGCCACCAAAAAUCUGGGUUCUCUCAACAUCAGCCUAAGUGACAAAGGCAUCACUGCAUGUUUUUGAGGCUCCAAAUAGACUCGUUUAGGUGUACAAUCUGAGCCGCACCGUUUAUCUUCGCAUCAAUUCGGGCACACAGGAAACGGCAGCUCAUCUGGGUGUCAGAGACUGAAGCCGCAAAUCAUCCUCCUGUCGUUCAGACAACAUGAGGAAGUUCUUUGAUUCGCGUCGGGAGUUGGUCAGCUCCGGGCCUGGUUCUGGAGGAGGAGGUGGCAGCUCCGGCUCCAGCCAUGCAGGCGGAAAUUUCAUUGGCCGAGCCUUCACUGUCGGACGGCACCAAGUCACUGUUGAGGAGAUAAUUGCUGAAGGUGGUUUUGCAAUUGUGUUCCUUGUGCGAACAAAUCAAGGGGUGCGUUGUGCCCUGAAGAGGAUGUAUGUCAACAAUGAGCAUGAUCUGCAGGUUUGCAAACGUGAGAUUCAAAUAAUGAAAGACCUUGUCGGUCACAAGAACAUUGUUGGUUAUCUGGACUCCAGUAUCACAGCUAUGGGAUCAAGGGACGUAUGGGAGGUUCUCAUACUUAUGGAUUACUGCAAGGGAGGGCAGGUAGUCAAUUUGAUGAAUCAGAGGCUGCAGACCGGCUUCACCGAGUCUGAGGUGCUGCAGAUCUUCUGUGACACCUGUGAUGCUGUUUCUCGCUUGCACCAGCGCAAGACACCUAUCAUUCACAGAGACCUUAAGGUGGAGAACAUCCUCCUGCACGACAAGGGUCAUUAUGUGCUGUGUGACUUUGGCAGUGCCACUAACAAGUUCCAGAGCCCACAGACCGAAGGAGUCGCUGCUGUGGAGGAAGAAAUCAAAAAGUACACCACUUUAUCAUAUCGUGCUCCUGAAAUGGUGAACCUCUACAACAACAAGAUUAUUACUACUAAGGCAGAUAUCUGGGCACUGGGCUGUUUGCUGUACAAGUUGUGCUUCUUCACUCUACCCUUUGGUGAAAGCCAGGUGGCCAUCUGUGAUGGCAGUUUCACCAUUCCAGAUAAUUCCCGUUACUCUUACGAUCUUCACUGCCUCAUUCGGUACAUGCUGGAGCCAGACCCAGACAAAAGACCUGAUAUCUACCAGGUGUCAUUCUUUGCUUUUAAACAAGCUCAGCGGACCUGCCCUGUUCAGAAUGUGAAGAAUUCUCCAAUUCCUUCGAAACUUCCUGAGCCAAUCAAAGCAAGUGAGGCUGCUGCAGCAAAGAAGAGCCAGGCUAAACCCAGACUAACAGAUCCAAUUCCCACUACUGAAACCUCCAUCACCCCUCGCCAGAGGCCCAAAGCGGCGCAUACCCAACCUGCUGGUGGCAUCCUACCCAUCCAGCCUGCUGCACUCACCCCUCGCAAGCGGGCUAAUCUCCCAGGUGGUGCAGCUCAGCCUGUGGGAGUCAGCUUAGACCUUUCACAGCCAGCUGCAGCUCUCCAGUCGCAGAAGGCACAGACUUCAGCUCUGCCACUCAUUCAGUCACAAAACAAUUCAAGUCAGGCUGCAGCUCCACAGAAGCAGGCUGUGCAGCCGGCCACAGCUCCAGCAACAGAGACGACAGCAGCAGCAGCAUCACUGGUAACCAAGGCAGACGUCCAACCACAAGCACAGCCAACAGUCCAGCCACAGACCACACCUCCCUCCGUGGCCAGCUCCACCUCUCAGCAGGCAGCACAGACCCCAUCCAGCCCAGCUCCACCUCAGCGUCCAGCUCGGCGCAAGCAGGCCAGCGUGGCUCAGCAGCCAGAAGCUCAGCCUUCUCCCACCAAGCCGGCCUCCGCUCAGCCGGCGGUAUCUCAGCAGCAGCAGAUAACUCAAGCAUCAGCUGCCCAGGCUCAGAAUGCCUCCACUGAGAACAGUCAAAAGUCUGCUGAGACAACUCCACCUGCUACUCCAAAGACAACUGAAGAGCGAGGCCACCAACGCACACCGAGUGAUGCCACAGUGAGUGCUGUUAGUGCUGUUCCAGUGAGUGAGUCCUCACAGCAGCCGCAAGGAGCUAAUGGAGAAGCUGCCCUCAAUCAAUCACUUACAUCUCAGCCAAACAGCACCCAGCCUGUGCAGCUCGGUGUUACUGAUGCAGUGCAGGACCAAAGUAAAGCUACACCCACUGCUCCUGCCUCCGGCGGUGCCAGCAAUACCCCCACACAGCCAGCAUGGAACCCCUUUGACGAUGACGACUUCUCCAACCUCGCUGCUGACGAAUUCAAAACUGAGGACAAAAAGGCUAAUGACCUACCUUCAGAAACUGAGACAGCAUCUUCUGAAGAGUUGAUACCAGGUCUGCAGGCCUCAACUUUGGAUGCUACACCCCAAGAAACUGUUGAAAGACCAUCAGCUAUUCUUGAUGUGGAAUCAGGAGCCUCAUUGUUGGCCGUCCCAGAUCCUUUCCAUACCCUCGAACUGUCAGAUGCACCAGAGAAGCUGAUUGAAGGACUCAAAUCUCCAGACACAUCUUCACUCAUGCUUCCUGACCUCCUGUCAUUGUCUGAUCCCUUUGGUGGCUCUGUGGAAGAGUCUGCAAAAGACCCUCUCACUGCAGACGACUCUCUCCUGGGCUGCUCUUUGAUCUCUGCUCCAUCUGCUCCUCCGGCAGCCAGCAGCGCCACCUCCUCGGUCUCCUCCGCUCCCACCUCCGCUGCCUCUGCUUUGGAUGAUUUCAGUCUGUUGUCUGGAGACUCCACACAGCCUAAAGCGGAUUCGUCUCUUCUGAUCUCAGACUUUGAGACCCAACCAGCCAGCGCAGAGGCCGGCACCGAGGACGAGUUUGAUCCCAUUCCCGUCACAGGCCGAAAGAAUUCCCAAGUUUCAGGAGGCCACUCGCGCAGUAACAGUGGUGGCUCUGAAUCCAGCCUGCCCAGCUUGGCCCGCUCUCUGCUGCUGGUGGAUCAGCUCAUCGACUUGUAGGCGGCCCCCCCUCCCCCAGUAGAAGCUGUAAACACUGGAUUAUAGACUGGCAUAGCAUAACAGCAAUCAACACUGUUGUCAUAGCUAGCUUCCUGCACCCCCCCCAGGUUGCCAUCUUCAUUGUAGUUCCUACAGUAGAAAUGUCCGUCACCUUUCAGCGCUUCUUCAUUCCCAGCCUUUACACUGCAUUUAUCUGGCUUCCCUUCGCCUCUCAUCUUUCAGCCUCAUUUUUUCUCUUUGUUGUAGUCUCCAUGCAUCAUGUGUUGUCCGCUGAGAAAGAGUGGCCAAUACACUAUCAUCAUCCUUUCUAAAGUUAACCAUUCCAUCCUUCUGUCAAUCAGGAUAUAAUAUAGCUAUCCAGUUUGUUUGAACAAUACUGCAUUAUGUCUAAUAGCAAACAAUAGAAGAUCAUUGUUGUAUUGUAUAAUAGGCAUAGUUCUAAGUGGUUGUAGUUAUUAUCGUGCACAAGUGAAUUUGUCGUCGUUUGCCUUUUUUAAAUUCUCCUCCCCAGAUUUAUUUGCACAUUUUAAAGAAAAGCAGUAGAAUUAAACGACCGUUAGUCCAAAUGAGGUUUAUUUCUAUAAACGCCAAACUUCUUUAAAACGUAGUCAUGUAGCCUGAUUUGCACAGUUGCAUAAAUGUGACCUCUGUCAGCGCUGUGGGAUGGAAUAUCUUUAACAAUUUAAGCUGCUAUCGAUUAGACUGGAAAACAUCAAAUUGAGUUACAGUCUGGAAACAAAACAGCCAUAACCGCGCAACGGCGAAGCGUCAUCCGAGAAGCAAACUUCUGACUGGUGAAGUUGUGAAAGUGUGUCCGCUAAACGUAACACGGCAACAAAUCGUCACGCAAAUUCUGUCCCAGCAUUCAACGUGAACUUGUUCUGCAGACAACCUGUGCAUUCAACACAAGGCCCCGUUCUCAUUUGCUUAAUUUUGAGCUUAGUUAUUUUUACACUUUUUUCCUCGAGGCAAAGCAAUAGUUUGUGUCGGAAUUAAAUGACAAAUCGAGGUCAUUUAACUGUGCUUAUAGCAGUGUGCCAUAUCAAUAAAAUGCAUGAACUCAUGAAAAUAAUUUGAAUAAUAAACAAUAAUAGGAAGCAGUAGAAAUACAGUAGCAGUUCUAUAUAGACAGAGCAUUCAUGACUAUUCAGGUAAUUUCUUGGCACUUGCAGAAACAGUCUAAUAUGUCAUUUUAAUUUAAUUUCACUCGCUCACACUUUUCUUUUUUCUUUUUUUUUAAUACUUACAUAUUCAUUCCACAUUGUGCAAUCCCUCCUACAUUCCUGUCAUUUGUUUACUCCUAAUUUAUGUAAAUAGAUAUCUGCAACCCGUGCAGGUCCUUAUCCAGACCGUAUAUAUGAAGUCAUUGUCAUAAAGCUUUACUUGUGGAAAACAUAUUGCUUUACUUGUGAAAUCUCCCUCGCUCUCAUAUAUAUAUAUAUAUAUAUAUAUAUAUAUAUAUAUAUAUAUAUAUAUAUAUAUAUAUAUAUAUAUAUAUAUCUUUGAGACGUUGUUUUCCUGUUAAUACAUGUUAAUAUGAAUAGAGUGUUAGAGAAUGAAUGUAAGUAAUAAAUAUUAGUCUAUAAUAAAAUAUAUCUAUGAUUCUUAACAUCAUAAUCAUUCAAUAAUAUUGAAGAAUACUCUAUAUAAAUAUUUCAUUCCUCUUUGUGGAAUUGUGUGUUAAGAAAGUUUUUUUUCUUGGUUCUAUCUACUCAGUAAUUGUCAGUACAUUAAAAUGUAUAGAUGAUAACCCUGGUCUUUGUUCAGCCCGGAAGAUUAGGCCGAAUCCCACAUCUUACUCCACCUUUGUGAAAAGAAAGUGAGCCUGUGUUCUGUUUGUUUACAUGGACUGAUGAAGGAUUAUAUUUUUAUUCAAAACAGUCUUCUGGAUAGUGGGAGUUUAACUGCUUGAAUUUUAGUCCUGUUCCGUUUGAAAUUGUGCUUUUUAAAGGCUUUUGUUUCGCUUUUCGUGAUCACAGGAUUCAUAUCAAGAAGCAUGGCAGUGUUGUUGAAUGUUCUGUUCAUGUGUGUUGGUAUACAGUGUUAUGAUCAGUAUGUGUGUGCGUGUGGAGUCUGAAUUGUUGGAUGUGUUUUCCAGUAGCCUACUUGUGUUGUUGUUUGCUGCAAAUUUGGCAACGGUCACGUUGUCAUUAAAAUCCUCCUUUGAAAGCACAGGCCCCCCCCUCUAAAUUCUCUCAGGUAGUCAGAGUUACAUCACUCUCUUUCUCUGAGAGCUGGAAAUGUACAGUAUUGGCUUACUGCUCCCUAUCCUCACUGUCCUCUAGAAGUCUGCGCUUCAUAUUACAGUUCACUGAGUAACAGAUCUUGUCUGGUAUGUAAUGUGUGAGGGGCUCUGUGAAGUGUGGAAACUCUGCCAGUCUUCGAGUGAAGAUGCAGCAUGGAUGCUGUAGCGGUGCUUUGAUUAUCUGACAGCGUCACGUCAGCUGUCGAGGGUUAGAAAAUAUCAGCUCCAAUCAGCAAUAUAAAUGUUUCUGGAGGAUCAAACAAAUGUGUUUUGUUUCCCGUGCAUGAUUACAGAGGGAAGACAACGUUCACCUGCUUGUUUUUUUUCAUUUUGUCAUGUUAGAAAGGGACUUUAAAAAGCACACUAAAUGUUACAGUAUGUUUUUGUGAGACUGACUGAAAAUAUACUGGAGGAGUGAAAGUAAUUCUGUUUAAAUAGUCAGGAUUUAAACUUAAGCAUUUAGAGUAAUAAACUUGCCAUAUUAACCCUGACAAAGUGCCCAAAUCUUAAUAGGUUUUCACACAUUGGUUACAUAUAAUUCACUUACCUUCAUAUAAUAUGGAAUAAAAUGCAGUUACCCUGACAAUGACUCAAGUUAAAACAUUAGUUCAAAACACAAUUAUCUUAGAAAUUUAAAACCUAGCAUCUGAAAGCAGUGCCAAAAGCAUGCAGUGCACAAAGUGACUUAUUCAGUUGUUCUUUCAUUAUUAAAAAUCAAGAAGUUUCAUCUUAAUGUGGGGUUUAUAUUGGUUUCAGUGUUACUUCAGUAUUCUCCAUCUGCCCCCAAAAUUAAGAAUAUUUAGAGCAGAACAUUCACAACCUGUAUUUUGAAUUAGAGCAUCUUUUAGGACCUACUGAAUCUGCAGAAAAGUAACAGAGGAAGUUGUUUUCAAAGCAGCAGCCUCUUGGUGUUUUUACUGCAGGUGCUGCAUGUGUAAUUGAAAGCUUCUGUUUUCUACCAUCCUCUCUGUGAUCCUUCCACCGAACAGCUCAGUCAUUUGCAGUUACUGUUCGAACCUAUGCAACUCCCGAGCUUAACUCCCGAGCUUUUCUCCCCGUAGCCGCCAGUGUGCUGUUGUAAUCAGUAAAGCCGAGCAAGAUGAGUCCUUGAUGUGAAACAGAAGCCCCUCGUUUUCUCUGUUGUUUCGCCAAAAAUGAAAGCUGUCGAUUAUCUGAUACUAUUGAGUGUUUUGAGACGCCUCCUGUCGUUAUGGCCCAAACCUGCGUCAGAGCUGUGAUAUCGUGUGCUCCUUCUAUUUUUGUGAGAUAACUAAAGAAUUAUAAAGGGAUGGCAAAUAAAGUACAAAUGUGAAUGUCAA